This is a messenger RNA of Salvia hispanica, 1127 nucleotides long. The record is from RefSeq and is a predicted model, not a curated record. Lineage: Eukaryota; Viridiplantae; Streptophyta; Magnoliopsida; Lamiales; Lamiaceae.
CGGGUAGUCAUUCAGAAUCUAACGUUAGGGAACUCGAUUCUGCUACGAAUCAUAAAUCUGGUGGUGAUGUGAGAGAGGAGGAUGCGAAUGGGGGUAUUAUGGGAAUAGUUGGGAAUCUAGGGCGAGGAAAUAAAUUAGGGGAUAGUAAGAGAGGGGUGAAGAAGAAUGACAGUAAGUGGUGUGAUAUGGGUGGAUUGGAUAUGGAUAUGUUGCGGGAUUUGAAUAGGGAGGUGGUUGCGCCGAUGCUCCAGUCGGAGAUACUGCGUAAGUUUGGAAGCACCGCAGUUCUGUUACAAGGGCCACGGGGCUGUGGGAAAACCAUGUUGGCUCGAGCCAUUGGCAAUGAGGCUCGAGUGCCGUUUUAUGAAACAUCUGCAGCUGCGUUAAAGGCUGGCGUUUCUGGUAUCCUAGAGUUGUUCCCGAGCAUACAAGAGUGCACCAUCUAUUGUGUUCAUUGAUGAAAUUGAUGCAUUGACUUCAGAAACGGAUAGCUUGUUGCAGUGCCCGGUAAAAUAUUUGAUCGCUUGCAUGGAUCUUGAAAGAUCGAAUAUUGGACCUGGUAGCUAUGUGCUGACGAUUGGAGCAACCAAUAAGCCUAAUGCUCUUGACCUUGCCUUAAGGCAGCGGUUUGAUCGUGAAUUUGUUUUAGAUGUUCCAAGAGAAAAUGAACGGCAUGACAUACUAUCAGUUCUAACACGUAAUCACAAGGUUGAAGUUUGUUUUGAUAUCCGGAAGUUAGCUAGGUGGACUCAGGGUUUUGUAGCAGGAGAUUUGGCAGAACUAGUAAAUAAGGCUCGCGUGGGUGCUUUAAAUGACGCCAUUAGCUCGAGAGCUCACGAAAUGAGUUUUAAGGAUGGGUAUGAAGCAUAUGGAAAACCAUUUUCAGAUGAAGAAUUGGAAGGACUCAGAUUAACCUUGUUCAAUUUUUAUGUAAUUCUAUUCUUUUACUCCCUUCAAAUUGGUGAAAAAAAGAACAGAAUUAGUUUAUAAGUUCCCUCUCCCUUUUGUUUCUUAUUUUUGUUUUCUAAAAUGAGUUUUUUCUUUUUCAUUAAAAAAAAACUAUAUGUACGGACCUCUGAACCCCUUUUCUUUUGCUUUAUUUGACAAAAGUAAGACAUUUCUCUCAA